AUGAGUGUUGAAAAGUCAGAUGACAAGGCAAAGAAUGGCUUGAAGUCUUCCUUACUUAUAAGGGAUGAAAAUGGAAAUAACUAUGCACAUGACAAAGCUACACCUUCCUCAAAGAAUUGUGCCACCAAGACACACAGUAAUUCGACUGACCAAAAUAUAGUGACUGAGCAUGAAGAUGAUACUGUUCUUGAAAAUAAUAGUGACUUCAGAAGUAUUCUUUUAAAACAGCAAUGUAUUGAAGCACUUCAUCUGCAGAAGACACCUGGUAAAUACAACUGCACAGGAGCUCUGUUAGGAGAUGCAGAUGCUGCAUGCAAGUCUUAUGUGACUGAACAUACUUGUGUGUAUCCUUUGAACUGUGACUUGAAAGAAACAACAAACUUACUGAAAGGUAACAUUGCUAUGGCAAAAAUGCAAAAUCAGAGUAUCAAUCAAUCGGUGCCUUACAGUCAGACUGACUCUAAGUGUGUAUUACCUCUUCCUGUUUCAGAGCAGAACGCACAGUCCCUGAUAAAGGACAGGGCAUGCUGCCACCUGAGCACAUUGGAUGUUACUAAUGUUAUAGUUGAAACUCUGGGAACUGAUCAAAACGAUGACAUGCAUCUGAGGGAGAUGCUAAUCUCUACUGAAGUAUGUACGAGAGAGAAAUUUGAUAGAACCAGCUCAGAAAGAACACCUAAUUUCUCUUCUACAACAGUGGCUUCAGAAAGCCCAGAUGCCUAUUCAGAACUUGAAGUAUAUUGUCCUGCCUCUGCAGGUGUCGAACACUAUCUAAAAAACACUAACAAGACUGAUAAAGAAUCACAGGAAACAGAAGCACAGUCUGUAAAACUAGCUGCUGGAUGUAUAGAUACUUAUAUGCAAGAUGCGUUAUUACCAUGCAUUAGUAUUCAUGAAGAUGACCAAGUGAAAUCCUUGCAGGAUACCCCUGACCAUAAUGAAACUGGGAAUUCCAAUGCUGAAACAUGCAUGGAUAGUCCUGUAAAUAACGUGCACCUUCUUCCAGUAGAUAAAAUGGAUGGAGAACAAUUAUCAAAGAAAACCAGUGAACCCUUAACCAAAGAACAAAGUAUGUCUGGAAAUGCAGCUCUUCAGGAUAUGCACAACACCUCUUUCAUAUCUUGCAGUGUACCAAAAUUAAAGAGGACUGUUAUUCCUGAGCUGAAAUGCGAAGCAACUUUUCUGGUGUUCAGUCCUGUGGCUGAUGAAAGCGAUCCUGCUCUAUGUACUUCAACCCCUAAAGAACGAUCCAAUAAUACAACUUUUUCUGUUUCAGCUUUGGCAGAACUUGGAGACAAGUCUCCUAAACUAAGACCAAACGAGGCAUUUGUAGGAGGACAUAAUAGAAGGCCUUUGCUUAAAGCUAGUUCAGGAAAACCAGUGGGCAGGUCUCCUAUUGUGUCAACAAUAACCAAAGCGAAGAAAUCUGAGAUUGUUAGUUUUCCCAAACCUAAUUUCAAAAAUGUUAAGCCAAAGGUUAUGUCUAGGCCUGUGCUACAGUCGAGAGACAGUGUGGCAUUAAAACAGUCUCCCCAGUCCCCCCAGCUGUCAGCUGUCUCCUCAUCUUCACUGGUUGCUUCCUCGAGGCAAUUGUCCCCCUCUAUAAAAGUGCUGAAAAAGAAAAUAGAUCUAGCUAAAGAUACUAAAGUGGAAUUGCCUGUGAAUAAGCCCCAUAAGCUACAUCUUAACAAACACCUCUUCACUAGCCAAGUCGUACAUGCCACAACACAUCCCAGAAACACUUCCCACAAGGCUUCAAAGACACCUGCGUUAAAGCAGAAUCCAGAAGGCACCGGCAAAGCGAGCUCUACCCAUUCGGCAUGCUCCUCAGUUUCUGCUGUGCUUCCAAUGUGCGUAGAGAACUCGAAAGAGAUGCUGAACGAUAAAAUGGAAAGUUCAAACUCUUUAAUGCAGCCCUGUGCUCAAAACAUCUAUCUGUCUGGAGGUGAAAAAGAGCAAAACAGCAACAUGGGAAUUCUUCUGGAAGCAGCCUUGUUAGAAGAUGUGGCGAACGAAACAUUUGACUGUCACUCUGUUCCUUUGAUGCCUUCUGUGAAAGAUGGGACAACACAAGAGAAAAACAUACCGAAGAAAGACCCAAUCACACUACGAAGUGUAUCAGCUCCCAAGGUUAAAAUGGUGCCAUCUGUGUUGCCCUUGAAAAGAGGAUGUGAAAAUAAAACUAUCUGCACAAUUAAAGCACCGUCUCACAAAGGAGCUGUUCUGUCAUCAAGCUCUGGUGUAGGAUCUUUGCCAAGAGAGAAGCAAGCCUCUGUGAAAAAUUCUCCAGCCUCGUGGGCUAGCUCCGGUAAACCGCUCGCCAAAUCCAAAGUGCCUGUCAAAAGAUCAGUGCUUGAGAGAACACCUAGCCUCUCAUCAGUCAGCAGCACUCAGAGUGAGCGAAGUCAUUUCAGCAGUAAUUCUGCAAGUACCACAGUCAUCAUCAAUAAUGGAGAAUGGCCUUCAAAACCAGCCUGCCAGAAUGGUACUUCAGGAUCUGUCCCUUUGAAAGCUGUACCAAGACCUAGAUUACACUCAUUGAAGUCAACUCCAAAAGGAGCCAAGGCCAGGUCUGCUUCACUGAACCAGUGCAUACCAAAAUCAUCUGGGCCACUGCACUCAGCAAGGAAAGUCAGUGAGUCUAGAGGUAGUCCUGGAAGAAAUGGACACCAAAGCCUAUCUUGUUUGGGUUCUG
This is a messenger RNA of Pelecanus crispus (Dalmatian pelican), 2695 nucleotides long. The record is from RefSeq and is a predicted model, not a curated record. NCBI's taxonomy places the organism in Eukaryota, Metazoa, Chordata, Aves, Pelecaniformes, Pelecanidae.